AUGGCAAACCAUGGAAAGAUCAUGGAGAUUGGUGGAGGCAACCCGAAAAGAAGGGUUAUCAGCCAGGGGGAGCUCGUCAAGAUCGUGAUGACAACAACGAUGAAGAUAAGAGCAACAAAAGGCGUAGCAAACGGUUCCAUCACGACCCCGAAUAAGAGCAAGCCAAGGGAGAACUCGAAGAAGCAACUAACAAUGCCAAUAAGCAGUCGUGAAAAGAAAUUGCAUGAGAUGCAAGAUAUGAUAAAGAAGCUGAAAGUUGAGAAGGCAAAGAUGGAGAAUAUGUUGAAGAAAAGGGAUGAGAUGAUAAGGCAGAAGGAUCGAGACCUCGAGGCAAAAGAAAGGGAGCUAGAGAAGUUCCGAUGUGAGUUCAAGAAGCCGCAAAAGCUUCAGGACCUCAAGCCCACUAUGAUGUUCCGAAUUAAUCAUAUCGGAAGAGACAAUGAGCAAAUGAAGGAGAAAAAGAAAGUUUUCUUUGAGAAAAGGAGGCCAUCUACACCCUACAUCCCGUGGUGUAAGGAUCGGUGGAAUAAGAUCAAGGGGAAGAAAUUUUAUGAGGAAAAGGAUCAAGAGGUCUACAUUGAAGUGCUUCGGAUGGGAUUGAAUCGGUUGAAGCACGAAAUGAAAGUCACAAAUGAGAGGCUUGAUCGAAUGAGUUCUAAUCUCAAAAUUCUUAGAGGAGAUAUGCUAAAUACGAAGACUGAAUUGAGUAAGAAGAAGGAAAAUGAGACUAAAGGGCAAAAUGAAUUGGCGUUGCAAAAAUUCAAGGAUCACAAAACUCAAUGGAAAGUCGCAGCAAGAGAAGCAAUUGGAGAUGAAGCCAUAGAGCCAUCCACAUCUGAGGAAGCUUUACAAUAUGCUGAAUGGAGGGAGACAGUUGAAGAGUCCAAAAGUAAUAUGGGCACGACUACUAUAUCUAAAUUAAGAGAGAGUAGUCGGUGA
Messenger RNA from Eucalyptus grandis, 939 nucleotides. Its product is annotated as high mobility group B protein 13-like. NCBI's taxonomy places the organism in Eukaryota, Viridiplantae, Streptophyta, Magnoliopsida, Myrtales, Myrtaceae. The transcript has 2 exons. Bases 1 to 939 code for a protein of 312 amino acids. The record is from RefSeq and is a predicted model, not a curated record. Gene Ontology annotation, molecular function: DNA binding.